UUUUAUAGAAUAUUAAAUUUUGUAUAUUUAAUGAGUCUAACAUUUGAGAGAUUGAAGAAACAAGAUUUAUUGUUAUCAGCAGUGUUAUAUGAGAAGAUACCAAAGGAGGAAUUAAUUUAACACUUAAGUUAAGUAAAAGGUGAAGAGUUUGACCUGAUUGAUUCAUGGGCCUAUGAAACAUUAUAAGCAGAAGUGAAGAUGCUAGUAGAUAAAAAGCAUGAGGAAUAUCAGAGAACAAGGUAAAUUUUAAGAUAUUAGAAGAACAAUGAGUGCAGAAGAAGAAAUACUCUAGAAACCUAAUGUAAUAAUUAAUGAUGAAAAGAAUUAUAGAGAAACAAUCUCAUGCAAAUAACUACCUCCCAAUAGGUUAGUACUCUAUUUUGUUGAAAAUCCAUAAAUUGUAAUCUAACCUAAAAUUGCAGAAUAUAAGAUAAUUGAAGGAAACACUUUCACUCCAAAUUAUGUUAAUUAUUGUGUUGUGGUUGGGUAAUUUGGAUCAAAUGUGUGGAGAAGAGUAGAACACUUCCAUUGGUUAUAAGAAUCUUUACAAUAAUAAUAUCCUGAUAGUCUUAUACCUCCACUACCUCAUAAAACUAUAUUUAGAAAGUUUACACCUGAACAUAUAUCCAAAAGAUCUAAAAUGUUGGAACAAUUCCUUGGUGCCAUCCUUAACAAUCAUCUCUUAAGACAAUCUGAUUUUAUUGAAGGCUUCUUAUUUAUUGAUGAUGAUAUCAAAUUUAAGUAAUUGUUAGCUGCCUCUUCUGUUUUAAAAUAACCAACCAAAUAUACUGAUUAUGCUAAUCAAGAAGGGUAAGUCAUUUUAGAAUUCAAUCCUAUGAUGGAUAAGUAUUUUAUAGAUAUUCAUAAGUAAUUAUUUCAUUUUCAUUCUUUUAGUUACAUGUUAAACACUAAUGAUAUUUAUAAAGAAUUAACCGAUAAUUCAAGGUUUCUUGUUGCCUCAAUGAAAGACUUAAUUCUCAAAGUUAAGAAUCUUUAUGGAAGCAUAGGUUCUUUAAAGGAAGCUACCAAAGCUUUUAAUCUUAAAAAUAUUGUUGGUAGUCUUCCUUUAUUAGAAUUUGUUUAUACAUUACUUGAAGAAUACUUUAUUGAUUGGAGUGCCAAUUUAACCAAAUUGACUAACACUUUAAAUGAAAAUCUUUAUGAAUUCUUUAGGUUCUAAAGGGAUAUGCAAAAUUAAUGUGCGGAAUUGAUCUCUACUAGAAAUAAAGCCUAAUCUAAAUUUAUUAAGGAAUAAUAAGAUUUAUUGAAGAAGAAAUACAAAUACUUUACUAGUGAACCUAUUGAAAAAUGGGAAAUGGUCACUGAUAUGGAUAAAACCAAAAUUAAAUAAAGUUAGGCUCUCUCAUAUCAUUUUAUGUUUCCAAAAGAAACUUAAGAAGUUGAAGAUUUAAAAAUGAGAUUUGCAUAUGUCAAUAGAUAAGCAUUUUAAUAAUUCACUUAAUAUUUUGAUAAUAAAAGCAUCUCCUACACUUCUAGAAUGUUUAAUAUGAGUAUACGCAAAAAAGAAAAUGCUGCUUAACAUACACAACAUGUUGAAAAGAUUGUUUAAUAAUUCAUGUAACUUGUUGCUAUGAGAAAUGGUGAAAUCCCAAAUCUCAAAUAAGAAUGGAUUGAUUAAUACUUCAAUCCCCUUAGAAUUAGUUGUAUUGUUAAGUGACUAUCCCUUGAGAAUUAUAUUAUCAUCAUUUAU
This is a messenger RNA of Paramecium sonneborni, 1711 nucleotides long. NCBI's taxonomy places the organism in Eukaryota, Ciliophora, Oligohymenophorea, Peniculida, Parameciidae. The record is from the annotation of a GenBank genome assembly.